AUGAGACGCCCUCUCUCGGGUCUAUUAGCCCGUCGUUCCUGGGUCUGCCUCCAAUGCAGAGCUCACUCGACGUCUCCGAGCGUACGCGCCGGCAGCAAAAAGACCAAUCUCCCUAAUCUUCCCGCCCGAACUCGAUUUGCGCCGUCGCCAACCGGAUAUCUUCAUCUUGGGUCACUUCGCACCGCCCUGUUCAACUACCUGUUGGCCCGACGAACGGGCGGCCAGUUUUUGCUGCGCAUCGAGGACACGGACCAGAAACGGACGAUCCCCGAUGCUGAGCAGAGGCUCUACGAUGAUCUUCAAUGGGCUGGACUGCAGUGGGACGAAGGUCCAAGUAUCGGGGGUCCUUACGGCCCUUACAGACAGUCGGAACGGACGGCCCUCUAUCGCACCCACGCGCAUGACCUGAUCAACAACGGCCAUGCAUACCGAUGCUUCUGCUCGGGCGAUCGACUCGAUACUCUCGCACGACACCGCAGCCAGGCAGGCUUAGCCCCGGGGUACGACAGAACGUGCGCAGAUAUUUCCGCGGCGGAGUCCGAAGAGCGCGCAAGCAAGGGCGACACGCAUGUGGUUCGGUUGAAGGUGGAGGGAUACCCAAUGUUUGACGACCUAGUGUACGGCAAAACGGGGCAAAACCGAUCGCCUAACAAGUUGGAUCUGAUCGAUCGCGUGUACGACGACCCCAUCUUGCUCAAAUCCGACGGGCACCCGACUUACCACCUCGCCAACGUGGUGGACGACCACCACAUGAAGAUCACCCAUGUGAUCCGGGGAACGGAAUGGAUGCCCUCCACUCCGCUGCACGUCGCACUGUACAACGCGUUCCAAUGGACGCCUCCCCGCUUCGGCCAUGUUCCCCUGCUGGUCGACCAAUCCGGGCAAAAGCUCAGCAAGCGGAAUGCCGAUAUCGACCUGAGCUUCUUCAAAGACCGACAGGGCGUGUUCGCAGCUACUCUGGUGAACUUUGCCGCUCUCCUGGGCUGGUCUCACACCCAGAAGUCAGACGUCUUCAGUCUGGAAGAGCUAGAGCAGAUCUUCAACCUCAAGAUCACCCGAGGCAACACAGUAGUCGCCUUCGAGAAGCUCUGGUUCCUGCAAAAGGCGCACGCCCAGCGAUUCGCCGCAACGGGGGGUCCAGAAUUCGACGCGAUGGUCUCGAAAGUCUCCCAGGUGGUGUCCGACACUUACCCAGCGAAAGAGCUAGCACCCCUCCUCCAAUCCCGCUCUCUAAAUGAAUACAUCGCUCCCCUCCUCCGCGCCGACGCAAAAUCAUACACAACAGCCACCGACUUCAUCCCCCUCUCCACCCUCCACACAGCAGCCGCAGCCCUAAUGCUCGUCCCAGAACCCCACUGGACCAUCGAAACCCACAAAGCAAACAUCACCUCCUACGACGGCUCCUCCGCCCUCGAAGACCAAGACCACCUUCCCCAAUCACCCUCUCCUCCCACCACCCCAGAAGACGCAUCCAAAGCAAAGAAAUCCAUCGACAAAACCUUCAAAAAAGAACUCUACCACUACCUCCGCUGGGCCCUCUCAGCAGGCGCCGCGGGGCCAGGCAUCCCAGAGACGAUGGCCAUCCUGGGCCGCAAGGAGUCCCUGCGGAGGUUGCAGGAGGCGCGCGAUUUGACGCGCGAGGAUGGUGGUGAGCCUGCGAGGAGGGUGAAGAAGGAGGUGGAUGUUGGGUCUGCGGAGAGGGCUUUGGGUGGGGAUCGCGGGUGGAUGGGGUCGCUUGCUGGGGGAGUUUGA
This is a messenger RNA of Aspergillus candidus, 1752 nucleotides long. Its product is annotated as glutamate--tRNA ligase MSE1. The record is from RefSeq and is a predicted model, not a curated record. Gene Ontology annotation, molecular function: tRNA binding; ATP binding; glutamate-tRNA ligase activity. Gene Ontology annotation, biological process: glutamyl-tRNA aminoacylation. Lineage: Eukaryota; Fungi; Ascomycota; Eurotiomycetes; Eurotiales; Aspergillaceae. The transcript has 8 exons. Bases 1 to 1752 code for a protein of 583 amino acids.